AGCUGAAAACAUCGGGGAGAACAGGCAACAACUGAAUAUUUAUUCUUUCUAUAUUAUUUUGGUAAAGUAAUUAUAUUUAUUCGGAGAUAUCGGGAGAAGGACGGAUACUGAAGAGAGCACUGCGCUACCAUAUCGAAGGAUUUUAUUUUCAUUUGUUGCUUUUUGAUCCAUUGUUUCCAAGUUUAAAGGAUUUAUAAUUUAAGAGAUCACAAAGGUGUGAAGUCUCAUAAUGAUGCUCAGCGCACUGUUUUUACUUUUGAUGCUGUGGAACUGCGAGGGCGUCAGGUUGCCAGCAGAAAACCGAGAUGACAAUAGCAUCUAUGAUUUGUUCGAACUUGCUCAUGUACCCAACAAACACCAUGGAGUGAGCUUAGUGAAAGGUCCAGAUCCAAACAGUCCUGCUUACAAGAUUCUGAACCCAAACCUGAUCCCCUCAGUUCCCGACAUCGCCUUCAGGGACAUAAUUGAUUCCAUUCAGACAGAAAAGGGAUUUCUUCUUUUGGCCACCUUCAAGCAAGCCAAGAAGACCAGGGGCAGUAUAUUGGUCGUGGAAAAGAAAGACGGCUCCGGACCCAUUUUUGAAAUAAUCUCUAACGGCAAAGCAAACAGCUUAGAUCUGGUAUACACUACCAUGAACAAGCAACAGGUGGUGUCCAUCGACGAUUCCUUUCUGUCCACCGGGGGUUGGAAGAACAUCACCCUUUUCGUGCAGGAAGACCGGGCGCAGUUGUUUGUGGGCUGCGAGGAGGUCAACACCGCGGAACUAGAUGCGUCCAUCCAUAGAAUCCUCGCCCAGGAGAUCACUGAUAUCGCCAGGCUGAGAAUCGGGAAGGGAGCAGUGAAAGACAGAUUUAUGGGCGUGCUCCAGAAUGUGCGAUUCGUUUUCAGAACCAGUCUUGACGCCAUCCUGCGCAACAUGGGGUGCCAGAGUCACAACACCUUCUCAGAGGUCAUAACUUUGGACAAUCCAGUGAAUGGGUCAAGCCCCGCCAUUCGCACUGACUACACUGGCCACAAAACCAAAGAAGUCCAGGGCGUGUGUGGCUUCACUUGUGACGACCUGAACAGCAUGUUUAAUGAGCUGAAGGGACUCGGCUUGAUGGUGAAGAAGCUGACCAAUGAGCUCCAUGAAGUGACUAAAGACAACCAGGUUAUCAUGAGCACCAUGAAGAUCCACAGCGGUGUGUGCCUGCACAACGGCAUUGUCUAUAAGGACCGUGAUGAGUGGACGGUGGAUGCUUGCACCGAGUGCACGUGUCAGAACUCUGCCACCGUAUGCCGGAGGAUCUCCUGUCCACUGGUGCCCUGCCAGAAUGCCACCGUGCCCGAGGGACAGUGCUGCCCCCGCUGCGGAGAAAUCGAUCAUGAAGGUGCAGGCUGGUCCCCAUGGUCCGAGUGGACUCAAUGCUCCGUCACCUGCGGAAGGGGCACCCAGACCCGUGGACGCUCCUGCGACCGCAUCACCAACAGCUGCGAAGGCUCAUCUGUGCAGACCCGUGACUGCUUCCUGCAGGAGUGCGACAAGCGCUUCCGACAGGAUGGGGGCUGGAGCCACUGGUCUCCCUGGUCGUCCUGCUCAGUCACCUGCGGAGAGGGCGUCAUCACCCGCAUCCGUCUCUGCAACUCUCCCACCCCACAGAUGGGAGGCAAGGAGUGCCAGGGAGAGGGCCGUGAGACCAAGCCCUGCAAGGAGGUGCAGUGUCCGAUCAAUGGAGGCUGGGGUCCCUGGUCCCCAUGGGACACCUGCUCAGUCACCUGCGGUGGUGGAUCCCAGACCAGACAGCGUCUCUGCACUGACCCUGCUCCCAAGUACGGUGGCAAGGACUGUGUGGGCCCACCCAAGGAAGAACAGCUGUGCAACACUGAGAAAUGCCCCAUCGAUGGCUGUCUGUCCAGUCCCUGCUUUGCUGGAACUAAGUGCACCAGUUUUGCUGAUGGAAGCUUCAAGUGUGGUGCAUGCCCACCAGGCUACUCUGGAGAUGGCAUUAGCUGCAAGGAUAUUGAUGAGUGUAAAAUGGUUCCUGAUGCCUGCUUCGUGCUCAAUGGAGUGCACCGUUGUGAGAACACUGAGCCCGGGUACAACUGCCUACCAUGCCCCGCACGCUACUCUGGGCCUCAUCCCUAUGGCAGGGGCGUGGAGGAGGCUACUAUCAAGAAGCAGGUUUGUCUGCCACGCAACCCUUGCAAGGACGGGACCCACGACUGCAACAAGCAUGCCAACUGCAUCUACCUGGGCAUCUUCUCCGACGCCAUGUACCGCUGCGAGUGCAAACCUGGCUAUGCUGGCAAUGGGCACAUCUGCGGCGAGGACUCUGACCUUGAUGGCUGGCCCAAUCGGGACCUCCUUUGUGUUGCCAACGCUACUUAUCACUGCAAAAAGGACAACUGCCCCAAUCUUCCCAACUCGGGCCAAGAAGACUACGACAAAGAUGGGAUGGGUGACGCUUGCGAUGAUGAUGAUGACAAUGAUGGGAUCCCUGAUGAUAGGGACAACUGCCAGUUUGUCUUCAAUCCAACACAGUACGAUGAUGACCGUGAUGAUGUUGGUAACCUCUGUGACAACUGCCCAUAUGAACCCAACACAGAUCAAAUCGACACUGACAACAAUGGAGAGGGAGAUGCAUGUGCUAUUGACAUUGAUGGCGAUGGUAUUCUUAAUGAGAAGGACAACUGCCCCUACGUGUACAAUGUUGACCAGAGGGACACUGACAGAGAUGGUGUUGGUGACCACUGUGACAACUGCCCUCUUGAACACAACCCUGACCAGACCGACUCUGAUUCAGACCGUGUGGGAGAUAAAUGUGACAGCAAUGAAGACAUCGAUGAGGAUGGUCACCAGAACAACUUGGACAACUGCCCCUACAUUCCCAAUGCCAACCAGGCCGACCAUGACAAAGAUGGCAAGGGAGACGCGUGUGACCAUGAUGAUGACAAUGAUGGCAUUCCAGACGAGAAGGACAACUGCCGACUAGCCUUCAACCCUGACCAGAUUGAUUCUGAUGGUGAUGGUCGUGGAGAUGUUUGUAAGGAUGACUUCGACCAAGACAACGUGCUCGACAUUGAUGACGUGUGUCCUGAGAACUUCGCCAUCAGUGAGACAGACUUCCGCAGGUUCCAGAUGGUUCCACUGGACCCCACGGGCACCUCUCAGAUCGACCCCAACUGGGUGGUUCGCCACCAGGGCAAAGAGCUGGUGCAGACAGUCAACUGUGAUCCUGGCAUUGCAGUUGGUUUUGACGAGUUCAACGCUGUGGACUUCAGUGGCACCUUUUUCAUCAACACUGACCGUGAUGAUGACUAUGCCGGCUUCGUAUUCGGCUACCAGUCCAGCUCGCGCUUCUAUGUUGUCAUGUGGAAACAGAUUACGCAGACCUACUGGUCCCACCAUCCAACCAAAGCACAGGGAUAUUCUGGCCUGUCCAUCAAGGUGGUCAAUUCCACCACCGGACCAGGAGAGCACCUGAGGAAUGCCCUGUGGCACACCGGAGACACCCCUGGACAGGUGCGCACACUGUGGCACGACCCCAAGAACAUCGGCUGGAAGGACUACACUGCCUACAGAUGGCACCUGACCCACAGACCCAAGACUGGACACAUCAGAGUGGUCAUGUAUGAAGGCAAGAAGAUCAUGGCUGAUUCUGGAUUCAUCAAUGACAAGACAUACGCAGGUGGAAGACUAGGUCUUUUUGUCUUCUCUCAGGAAAUGGUUUACUUCUCAGACCUCAAAUACGAAUGCAGAGAUUCAUAAUUCAAGCAAGAUGGCCACCCCCACAUGAAUGUGCCUUUAUGUACAAAUCUAAACAUGUAAUGUAUGUGUUGGACCAUAUAUCUAUCACUCCUCCCUUUGGAUCAAGAGAGGGGUGAGUGGCUUUGAAGUUACUUGACUAAGAGAUGUCUGACGGUUGACUGCUGGAUGAAGAUACUGAAACCCCUGCAUCUUGGCAGGUAGUGCCUUGGGAGGCACAAACUCCCCCCACUCCCACUCUACUGGAGGGGGGAUUCUUUUUAACCCUGCAUUGCACAGAAGGGGGUUCUAAAACAUGUCUUUGAACUUCUUUGAACUAGCCAGCCUCCCUCUCUGACCAUCCGAAACCAAAGGGAUGUGUUUUCAUUUUGUUUUAUUUGGUUAUCCUCAGAUCUGCUGUGGACUAUUUUCAAAAAGACUAACUUGACCCCACCAAAAUGAGCAUCUCUACCACAAUCAAUUGGACUAUUCUAGUGAAAUUCCCUGUCUUUUAGAGUAUUGUAAUACAUAUGAGAGUGAACCAAAAAACUUAUUGGCAAGAAAAAAUAUGUUGCAAACCAAGGAUCCUUCCUUAGCUUGACCCUACUAUACAUCCAAGUACUCUCUCAAGGCCACCAAAAACUGAAAACUGAGUCAUGCUAAGAGUAGCAAUUUAAAAGAUUUCUGCAGAUGGACUGUGGAAGUGUGUAGCACACACACACACACACACACACACACUAGCAGAGCAGGAGAGAACGCCCAGAGUCUGUAAUUCAGAUGAGGCUGAAAUCAGGCCUAUUCAUUUCUAAAAGACUUGCUGUCUGGCCAUUUUGAUUAGAGAUUGAGGACGAAGGAAGGAAGAAGACUUAUAUGGAGAAGAGAAGUAAAAGUUGAGCAUUUUUGCAUUUUGUAUAAAAAGGACCACAUUUUGUAACAGUGUAUAUAAGUACAUAUUUAUUGUAUAUGUUGAUUGCUGAUGUAAAAGGGUUCAGAUGUUUUUUGACAUCUGGUCCUUACUCAUCUCAUUGUCCUUUGUCAAAGAGGUUAACAAGAUGGCAUUAACUUUGAAGUUAAACUGGAAAACAUAGGGAAAAUCCACCAAUCUGCUCAAGUAGAAUUCAGUAUUAUCUCCUUCCAAUUGCAAUAAGGUAAUAUAAUGUGUCUUCUUGUUUUUGCUUACAACAUCCAUACAGUUUUGUACUCAUAACUAGUGUGUCUGAGUAUGCUCUGCAUUUGAGUGAACACAAUGUACAAAUAUUACCUCAGUGAUGUACAAUUGAAACCAAAAACACAUAUCUUGGAGCUGCAAUAUAUACAGUGGUUGGCUUUGUAAUUGCUACUGUAGUACAGUCAUAUUUUUAGCCUGUAUAUAAUACAAAGUAUUUUUUGUAGCAGACAGUUCCCAACAUAAGAAUUGACUAGUUUUUAUAAAUAUGUUGUGCUUUAUGUCGGAUGAUGCCUUUUCUAAAGUAAAUAAGUUAUUGUAUUGAAUUAUUUUGAGAAGUUAUUUGAUGUGUGUAGAUAUAUGCUAUUUAAAUAAUUUAUCAAGAAACGUUACCUGAUGUGGAAGUGUUUCUGUCUGUAUAAACUGUUUGCACACUGACAUGAGGUUAUUUUUGUUUUGUGUUUUUGGUUUUUGUGUUUUUUUUUCUCAUCUUUUUUUACUAUUAGUGAUGCUUAUAUUUAAUUUGUACCAGUUUUACCCACAAAAAAAGAUUGUUUUGACUCAUACCAUGUAAUUGUUAAUGUCAAUGGAACAAUAAACAACUCUAAGAAAGAA
This is a messenger RNA of Sardina pilchardus (European sardine), 5504 nucleotides long. Its product is annotated as thrombospondin-1-like. Gene Ontology annotation, biological process: negative regulation of angiogenesis; cell adhesion. The transcript is spliced from 23 exons. The record is from RefSeq and is a predicted model, not a curated record. Gene Ontology annotation, molecular function: protein binding; calcium ion binding. Gene Ontology annotation, cellular component: extracellular region. Bases 230 to 3748 code for a protein of 1172 amino acids. NCBI's taxonomy places the organism in Eukaryota, Metazoa, Chordata, Actinopteri, Clupeiformes, Clupeidae.